AUGGCUGAAAAAUUCUACAUCACCACGCCGAUUUUCUACCCGAACGGUGUUCCGCAUAUCGGCCACGCCUAUACGGCGAUAGCAACUGAUGUGAUCGCUCGCUUUCAUCGUCUUGAUGGCAAGGAUGUAUUUUUCUUGUCCGGGACAGACGAGCAUGGUCAGAAAAUGCAACAAACUGCAGCCAAGGAAGCCAUUUCCCCGAUCGAACUUGCCGAUCGCAAUUCGGCAGUGUUCAAGCAAAUGCUUGAGGUCCUGAAUUGUUCAAAUGAUGACUUCAUCCGCACCACCGAAGAACGUCACCGCAUUUCCGUGCAGCACCUUUGGCGACGGAUGGAACAGAAUGGUGACAUCUACCUCGACAAGUACGGCGGCUGGUACUCUGUUCGCCAGGAAGCUUAUUUUGAUGAAGGUGAAACCACAGUCGGGGACGAUGGAAUCAGGCGUGAGCCGCUCGGGUCGCCUGUCGAAUGGGUUGAAGAAGAAAGCUACUAUUUCCGAUUGUCAGCAUAUGGCGACAAGCUAUUGGAACUUUAUGAAAACAACCCGGAAUUUGUCGCUCCGGUUGAACGGCGCAAUGAGGUAGCCAGCUUUGUCAAAUCCGGCCUUCGAGAUCUUUCCAUUUCCCGCACAACGUUUGACUGGGGGAUCAAGGUACCGGGCAAUGACGCCCAUGUCAUGUAUGUCUGGGUCGAUGCUCUGACCAAUUACAUUACUGCGGCCGGUUAUCCGGACCUUGAUAAUCCGCGUUGGGCGUUUUGGCCGGCAAUGCACAUCAUUGGCAAGGACAUCGUGCGGUUCCAUGCCGUUUACUGGCCGGCAUUCCUGAUGUCAGCAGGCAUCGCGUUGCCCGAAAAGGUGUUUGCCCACGGCUUUCUCUACAACCGCGGAGAGAAGAUGUCGAAAUCAGUCGGCAAUGUAGUCGAUCCGUUUUCGCUGGUCGAAACCUAUGGCCUCGAUCCGGUUCGCUACUUCUUCAUGCGCGAGGUCGCAUUUGGUCAGGACGGCACCUAUACGCACGAAGCGAUCGUCAAUAGGACCAACGCUGAUCUGGCCAAUGAUCUUGGCAAUCUUGCACAAAGAUCCUUGUCCAUGAUCAACAAGAAUUGCGACGGCAAGGUUCCGCAACCGGGCGCUCUGACGGCUGAAGACCAGGCUAUCCUCGAUAUGGCAAUUGCCUCAAUGGAACGCGCACGAACGGCAAUGAAAGAGCAGGCGAUCCACACUGCUGUCAGUGCCAUUUGGGCGGUGGUUGGCGAAGCCAAUCGCUACUUUGCCGCGCAGGAGCCUUGGGUAUUGCGCAAGACCGAUCCGGCGCGAAUGGCAACGGUUUUGUAUGUUACCGCAGAAGUUAUUCGACGGGUCGCCAUUCAGUGCCAGCCGGUCAUGCCGGGAUCUGCCGCCAAACUGCUCGACCUUGUUGCUAUUGCCGAAAACAAUCGCGCAUUUGCCCAUGUUGAUGCGGCCUACAGUCUUGUUCCGGGAACCCAACUUCCUGUACCGGAAGGGGUGUUUCCACGUUAUGUUGAGAAAGCAGAAGGCCAGGGCUGA
Darwinula stevensoni is the source of this 1548-nucleotide messenger RNA. The record is from the annotation of a GenBank genome assembly. NCBI's taxonomy places the organism in Eukaryota, Metazoa, Arthropoda, Ostracoda, Podocopida, Darwinulidae.